GAGUAGCUUAUCAACGUGUCGCCGGCGAUGCUUCACUGAAGGUGAAAAUCCACUGCGUGUCGGUGUGUUGUGCAGGUUUCCGAGCGAGGUGUUGAAGGCGAAUUUUUCCCAAAGAAUCUAAAGCGAAUCGCUCGUUGUUUUACUUUUCUUAGCUGUAGUUUUGUUCUGCGAGCUUUCAUUGAACACAGCUCCCAGCGGCCCAGUUUUUCUACUGCGCAAUGGUGAACGGUAAUCGUGUGAGUCUUUUGGCAGCCCUCGCCAGCCUUUGUACUGUCUCGCUGGCGCGGGCAGAAGAAUUCGACUGCGGGGUGCGUGGCCAGUCGAACGGUUGGCCCUUCCACGUGGGGCUGUAUCGGGCCGAUCGGAACGAUAGUCAUUACUUUUGCGGCGCAACCAUCGUGUCCAGCUGGCAUGUGAUCGGUUCGGCACACUGCGUAAAGCCGUACCCGGUCGAGUCGCUGUCCGUGCGCUACGGUGUGAGUGAUUUGACGCAGCUCGAGCCACCGAACCGGUGCCGGGUGGAGAAGCUUAUUGUGCAUCCCGAGUAUCAGGCGCCGGACUUUGCGAACGAUAUUGCGCUGGUGCAGCUGCUGGAUGAGAUUCCGCUUGGUCCACUGGCCCGACCGAUCUGUCUGUGGCCGGAGCCGGCCACGAACCUCGGACGAGAGCAGGAGGUGGAAGAAGAUCUGGCCGGUGUGCGGGGAGUGAGUGUGGGCUGGGGCAUUGGGCUGCACAAUGUCUACACGGCAGUGCUGCAAAGUGCGGUCACUGCCGUGCAGCGACAGGGCCGCUGUAUGGAAGCGUUUGCCGGCAAGCUGUUCGAGCGCAAUGAGUUCUUCUGUGCGAUAACGCCCGUGUGCAGCGGAAGCGGUGGCAGUGGGUUCUACGUCGAGCAGAAGGAUCGUUACUAUCUGCGUGGGAUGACAACGUUCGGCAUUGCGCCGAAGGGUUUCUAUCAGUGCGGAGUCAACACGCUGACGGGAUUGCUCAACGUGGCCCGGUACAGCGGAUGGAUCCAGCAACAGCUGCAGCUGUUUGAGGAGCCGACAACGAACUCAACUGGCGGCAUAGCACCCAUUCCAGAUGCGUCGGAUAAUCGGAAUCAACAACCGCCGAAACCCGUCAUAUAAUCCGAACAUGGGUGUGGGUUUUAAUGUAGCGUUAUUAAUGAAAAUAAACAUCGAAAAACUA
Anopheles gambiae (African malaria mosquito) is the source of this 1191-nucleotide messenger RNA. RefSeq names its product inactive CLIP domain-containing serine protease A28-like. NCBI's taxonomy places the organism in Eukaryota, Metazoa, Arthropoda, Insecta, Diptera, Culicidae. Bases 219 to 1130 code for a protein of 303 amino acids. Gene Ontology annotation, molecular function: serine-type endopeptidase activity. The transcript is spliced from 2 exons. Gene Ontology annotation, biological process: proteolysis. The record is from RefSeq and is a predicted model, not a curated record.